Messenger RNA from Prosopis cineraria, 1131 nucleotides. RefSeq names its product AT-hook motif nuclear-localized protein 25-like. The transcript has 2 exons. Gene Ontology annotation, cellular component: nucleus. The coding region runs from base 1 to 963 and encodes 320 amino acids. Gene Ontology annotation, molecular function: minor groove of adenine-thymine-rich DNA binding; DNA-binding transcription factor activity. The record is from RefSeq and is a predicted model, not a curated record. NCBI's taxonomy places the organism in Eukaryota, Viridiplantae, Streptophyta, Magnoliopsida, Fabales, Fabaceae.
AUGGCGUCCAAGAGUUUUCAAAUAGGAAAAGAGCAAAGUCGUAAUGAACCGAGGCUAGAACUUAAGGGGUCUGAGCUGGGUCUACAGCAGUCUGAGCUAGGUCAAGAUGAGCCAAAUUUUGAAAAACUCGAGCCAAAUCCAAACAACAUCCUCAUGGAUCUUCCAACCAUCUCCCUCUUCAACAAUUCCUCACCCGCCACCGGAAACUUCAUCUCUGGCGCCGGCGAACCCACCACCGGCAACAACCAAAUUCUCCGGCCAGCAAAAAGGCCAGUCGGAAGACCCAAGGGUUCAAAGAACAAGCGUCAGGUAGUAUCACCACCGCUGGGGAGCCAAUCUCUGAACUCCACUGCCGUCAUCGGAAUCCCCACCGGCGAAGCUACUGACAACAACCAUAUUCUCCGGCCGCCAAAACGGCCUGUGGGAAGACCCAAGGGUUCCAAGAACCAGGCCAAGACACCCACCACACCGUUCAAGAUUGAAGAAUCUCAAAACUCGACAACGGCCGUCAUCGAAAUCCCAGCCGGCGCCAACGUGGAACAGUCGCUCCUUCAGUUCUGUCUCCGGCGUCAAGUCUCCAUCACCGUCUUAACGGCCUUCGGUCAACUUUCCAACAUCAUCACCUGCCACCAACCAAUACAAACCAUCCUCGGACCCUUCCCGAUCCUGUCACUUUCCGGCACCGUCAACCCAAUCCCACCGUCUGGUUCCAUGAACUCGCCGGAGAGUAAUUUCCCGUUGACGGUUCUUCUUUCUUUGCCGAACGGUCUUACCAUCGGCGGAAUAGUGGGAAAGGUUGCGACGGCAGCGAGCAAGGUGAAGGUGGUGGCUAUUCCGACGACGGUACAAAACAACGCAACGUUUGAGACUCUGCGCGUCGACGAUAUUCAGGCUAAUAAUAGUCACGUACGUAGAAAUUACACCGCUCAGCAAUUUACCUGCGCAGAAUCAUCAGUUCAGUGAGUUUUGCAAAGCUUGUACUUCCGGCGAUCUCAUGAAGAAUCGUAAUGAUGAUAACCAGAAAGAGAAAGAUGAAGGACAGGAUCUGAUGACCAAGAUGAUGAUCACUAGGGAAGGAGAUAUUUGGCGAUAUGAUUAUAAUUUACACCCUGCUUUAAGGGUUGAUCGAUU